Molecule: messenger RNA, 236 nt
Organism: Leptosomus discolor (cuckoo roller)
Lineage: Eukaryota; Metazoa; Chordata; Aves; Leptosomiformes; Leptosomidae
Source: RefSeq, a predicted model, not a curated record
AUGGCGGGCUGGGCCCUAUGCAUGGCCCUGGUGCUGGCAGCACUGUCAGGAGCGGUGGGCGAGAGCCAGGGGCUCCACAUCACCCCAACAUCUAUGGGCCUCACGUUCUGCCGCCUGCGGGGGGGGGACACCCGGCCCCCUUGUGCCUACCGGGCCCGGCAGCUCCAGCACCACGUCCGUGUCACCUGCCUUAACGGGCUGCCCGUGCACCUUGCUGGCACCCACGCAUCCCCCCA